AACUAGAAGCGACAGUUUUCAACUAUCGAUAGUAUCCCACCUCUAAUGGUUUAUAAAUCAUGGAUUUCGGAGAAUUAAGGAAUGAUGAAAAGUUUUCAAAUUCUGUGCUUAACUUUUCCAGAGCCCUAGAUAAAAUUGAACAGAGCCUCAAUACGGCUGUAGAGUUUAAGGAUUUCGAAGAGCUUUCAACACGAGAAAAAGUAAAACUGGAUACUUACCUCGCCUAUGCCAUAAAUUCGUUAUAUUGGAUGCAUGUUAAGUUGCGCGGAGAUGAUCCAAAUGAGCAUAGUAUUAAAAAUGAACUAUCACGAGUACGGCAGACUAUAAUUCGCGAUAAACAAAUUUAUGAUCGAAAUACCAUCCGGCCGGUGUUGGAUAAAGCUGCUGCUGGGAGAUUUAUUCAGCAUGGUUUACAUGUAAGAUUUGACGAAAAUGGAGAGCGUAUUACUGAAAGUUCCUCAAAUAUUAAAGCCGGCAUAGGUACGGCCAUGGAUACAGAUUCAUAGGUAUUUCGAAAGGGACAUAUGCUAAUAAAAAUUUAUGGAAUACCACUUUAUAAGAACAUAUAUAUGCACUUAAAUUAAAACAAGUUUGAUGUAUUGAACGAAUAAACAUCUAUCUGUGUAAAACCCA
Molecule: messenger RNA, 633 nt
Organism: Rhagoletis zephyria (snowberry fruit fly)
Lineage: Eukaryota; Metazoa; Arthropoda; Insecta; Diptera; Tephritidae
Gene: Rrp47
Product: Ribosomal RNA processing 47
Biological process (GO): maturation of 5.8S rRNA; regulation of gene expression
Cellular component (GO): exosome (RNase complex); nucleolus
Molecular function (GO): RNA binding; DNA binding
Source: RefSeq, a predicted model, not a curated record